Messenger RNA from Trichoplusia ni (cabbage looper), 2619 nucleotides. It is a transcript of the gene Gpdh1, whose product is annotated as glycerol-3-phosphate dehydrogenase [NAD(+)], cytoplasmic. The transcript is spliced from 9 exons. Gene Ontology annotation, biological process: carbohydrate metabolic process; glycerol-3-phosphate catabolic process. The record is from RefSeq and is a predicted model, not a curated record. The coding region runs from base 160 to 1248 and encodes 362 amino acids. Gene Ontology annotation, cellular component: cytosol; glycerol-3-phosphate dehydrogenase (FAD) complex. Gene Ontology annotation, molecular function: protein homodimerization activity; NAD binding; glycerol-3-phosphate dehydrogenase [NAD(P)+] activity. Lineage: Eukaryota; Metazoa; Arthropoda; Insecta; Lepidoptera; Noctuidae.
ACGCCGUGUGUAGCAACUUAGCAGGCAAGCAAUACAGUCUGCCUUUUCUUCGGCUCAGACGCUCAGUGUCGUUGCGAUUUAGUAGCGAGUUAUAUUGUGUCUCGAGCAGUCGGCUACUAAAUAAGUUUACAUUUAAAUUUACAAUAUUAUAUAUAAAAAAUGGCAGAGAAAGUAUUAAAAAACAGAGUUUGUAUUAUCGGUUCUGGUAACUGGGGAUCUGCAAUUGCGAAAAUUGUCGGUCGCAAUGCAGCACGACUACCGAAUUUCGAAGAUAAAGUUACUAUGUGGGUUUAUGAGGAGAUGAUUGAAGGCAAAAAGUUGACAGAGAUCAUUAAUGAAACCCACGAAAAUGUGAAAUAUUUACCAGGCCACAAACUCCCACCAAAUGUGGUUGCCAUCCCCGAUGUGGUCGACGCAGCUAAGGACGCCGAUCUCCUAAUCUUCGUCGUACCCCAUCAGUUUGUCAGAACUAUUUGCUCCACGCUCUUAGGAAAGAUAAAGCCGACGGCUGCUGCGCUCUCCUUGAUAAAGGGCUUCGACAUUGCCGAGGGCGGUGGUAUUGACUUAAUAUCGCACAUCAUUACCAGGUGUCUGAAAAUCCCUUGCGCUGUGUUGAUGGGUGCCAAUAUUGCUUCUGAGGUGGCUGACGAGAAGUUCUGUGAGACGACAAUCGGAUGCCGGGACGUGAUGCUGGCGCCGACGAUGCGUGAUAUCAUCCAGACCGAGUAUUUCAGGGUGGUUGUCGUCGAUGAUGAAGAUGCUGUUGAGAUCUGUGGUGCUCUUAAAAACAUUGUUGCGGUCGGGGCCGGUUUUGUGGACGGCCUUGGUUUUGGGGACAACACUAAGGCGGCGGUCAUCCGUCUCGGUCUCAUGGAGAUGAUCAAAUUCGUCGAUGUGUUCUACCCUGGAAGCAAGCUCAGCACCUUCUUCGAAUCUUGUGGCGUCGCCGAUCUUAUCACUACCUGUUAUGGUGGCAGGAAUAGGCGAGUGGCGGAAGCCUUCGUGAAGACCGGAAGGUCCAUUAAGGAGCUCGAGGAUGAGAUGCUUAACGGACAGAAGCUUCAGGGACCCAUCACUGCUGAGGAAGUCAACCAUAUGUUGGCCAACAAAAAUAUGGAGAACAAGUUCCCUCUAUUCACCGCCGUGUUCAAAAUUUGCCGAGGCGAGCUGAAGCCCAGCGACUUCAUUAACUGCAUCCGCAGCCACCCAGAGCACAUGACACAGCCGACGCCCAAAUGUUCACUGUGAUUGAAGUGAAGCGCCUUCAGUAUAACACCAAUCGAAACUGUUGCAUUUCGUCCGACACGCCGGCUUUACUUCACAAACAUAACAAUUUUUCCAAUUAGAAAUACGAGAUAACAUAUCAAGAUGUAUAAAAUCCAAGUACAGUAAACAAUUCUUUAAAAAAAAUACAUUUAAAAAGCAGAAAAUGAAUGGAGGUGUUACUAGUGACCAGUGACGUCAUUAUCUUCGUUUUCGUAUUCAUUGCUUCUAAUGUUAUCUUAAUUAACUGCAGUGUAUCUAAUUGGAAAAAUGUAAUUUAACAUCAUUACUGCAUGAAUAUCAUUGUUUUAUGCGUAACGAAUGUUAUACUUUUUGUUUAGUAAUUAGUUGUGUACUUGUGAUCAUGUCACGAACGACUGUAUGCACUACAGUGUAUUUUUAAUUAAGAGAGAAUGUGAGUUUUUUUACAAUUUCGAUUUAACUGGUUGCCAAAUUCGAAUGGUACCAGUCUUAGAGUAUACCAAUGCUGAUAAAAGUGUGCCUCAUUGCUUUGAUUUGGGGGUCUCCCACCAUCUCGUAAGUCUUUUUUAUGGAUGGGAAAUCAACGAGAUUUCCUUUGCAGUAAAAGCAAGAUGGCCGCUCAUUUUGAUUUGGUGGCAGACCCCAAGUUUGCACGCUCACUGCAGAUUGCCAGGCUUAGGGAUACUUAUUGAAAAAAUAAAUUAAAACCCAUUAGUGUAACAAAAAAGAAAUAAAUACAAAUAAAGUGGUAUAAAUGGUAUUCUGAAAUAAAAAAAAAAUCAUUAAGGCUUUUACAGUAAAAAGUAUAAGCAUUUUUAAGUGAUGACUGUUUUGUGGCAUUUAAUUCAUUGUGAAUGUUUUUUUUAAGUAAAUUAAUCACUUAAAUUCGGAGCCAUUGCAUCUAGUCUAAACUCACAGUUUAAUGUUUUUAUUAUUCCGUACCUACUUGGAAUGUGUCAAAAUCAUCUUUUUAAUACUACUUUAGGAGUUAAGAGUACAUUGUACAUAUCUACGUAACGAACGUUUUGUUGUAGCGUUUUAAACAAGCCAUCACAAUCUCGUCAUUGUAUGCGACUGACAAGGUUCAUUAGAACUAUUCAGAAAAACAGAAGCCUUAUACACAGGGUCGAAAUUUUAAACAACUAUUUGGAAACACUGUUUUUUUUCGGCAUGUCUUUUAUUGUUUAAAGAUUCUGACCUUGUAUUGUGUCAUCUGGUUUCUAGGCAAACAAAAUCAUUGUAUGUUUUCAGGAUACGCAUAGUUAGAAAAGCCCAAAAAUCCCAUUGCUGUAUAUCAUAAUAAUACAAAAAGGUAAGACAUAGGCUUCUGUUUUUUAUGAUGUCUGUAGUAUCAUCUCUAUGUACAUAACUAAA